CCUUGAUGGAGCGUGUAAAUGGAAAGUUUGCAUUGUGGAAUCAGGAAGUUGAGUAAAACGUCCGUGUCAGAUAGUACUGUAUGCCUGCCGCUGCUGAGGACCUUUAGGCUGUGAACCGCUGUGGAGAUGCGUACUGGACCUCUGAGCCAUGUGGGUGACAGCUGAAUCCAGACCUCUUCUCUGUGGAGGAACUCUGCUCAGAUAGUGGUUGACCUUGGACUCCAGUAGGAAUGUCCUACUGGUCAGUUGGCCUUCCCCAGGAGUCUGGAGACACUGCCAGCAACAUGGAGCAGCAAAGCAGCCCUGGGGUGGAAAUGGGAGCCAAGGCAUCACUGGUAGAGGAUCAGGGGCCCGCCUCUGCACUGGUUUGUUCUCCCACUCUGGAGAACAUCCAGGCAGCGUAUGAGGAUGGAGCGGAGGAGUCUGCCAGGGAGCUCAUCCAACAAGCCUGCUGCUUGGAGUGCAGCGCGGGAGCUCCCCCUAUCGACGGGGUACGUCUCCUGUGUAUAGCCACUCAGCAUGGUGAUCUGCAGAGUCUGCAGUACCUCCUAAAAGAAGCACGUAUCCCUGUGCCCCAGGAGCCAUCCAACAGCAACCCAGCCAUCCUGGCAGCAUACUAUGGCCACACAAGCCUGGUUAAAGAGAUGCUGGAUUCUAUACCUGGUCCAUGUCUGAGGAGAGACUUGCUGAACAGGAUGCUGGCCACGUCUUGCCAGCAGAGUCACCUGGACGUAGUCCGGCUGCUGGUCCACGGCUAUGAUGCUGAUGCUAAGGACUGUGCCUUCCUCAGUGAUGAGUUUGCUGUCAUCACUGGGCUGCCACUGUAUGCUGCUGCGCGAGCAGGGAACGAGGAGAUAGCUCACUUCCUACUGCAGAAUGGAGCAGGAUUCUCCUCAUACACUCUGAUGGACCAUCCAGCCUUCAGCAAACACCUGCUCAGACUUAAACUCCAGGAAACCUCCAGCGCAGAAGGAGAGAAGCAGGCUGUCAGUGUAUGUUGGAGUGGUCUGCAGCUGCCCUGGCUGGAGCUGGAUUGGUUCAUGGAUGUCUCCUCACGUAUCAACCACCUGGAUCUGUCGUCCAACAACCUGGCUGCUCUUCCCUCUGUCGUGCCCUGGGGUCUCAUCCACCUGCAGACCCUAGAUCUUUCUAACAACCUGCUAAAAGAGCUGCCCGCUUCUCACAAUUCCCAAGAGGUCAUCUGCUCCAGUUUAAAGCAGGUAAAUCUGUCUGAGAACCAGCUCACCAGUUUGCCACCGGGAUUUCUCCAUCUGACCAACAUCCGGAGACUUUCUGCUGCCAAGAACCAGCUCACAAUCCUAUUUAACAUCCCUACCACCACUAACUGGAUCGGCCUUCGUAAGCUGGAGGAGCUGGAUGUGUCUGAUAACUGUCUGACCAGUCUGCCUACCGCUGUCCUGCACUGCUUGAAAUCCCUCAGAUUCCUCAAUGUGUGCAGGAACAAGCUGAGCACCUUCCCUGACCCCUGGGCAUGUCCACUGAAGCAAUGUAAAGCUUCCUCCAAUAUGAUUGAGAGUCUUCCAAACACCAUCUCUAUCUUCUGGAGGUCUCAGCUGCAGGAGGUGGACUUCUCUGACAACAGCCUGGAGGAGUUGCCCUCCUAUAUCUUUGAACUGGAGGCUCUGGUCUCGCUGAGAUUAUGUGGGAAUCACAUUGCGACACUCCCAGCCCCCAUUAAGUGGAAGUGCUCUCAGCUCCGGACCCUCGAUCUUUCCAGGAAUCAGCUGGGCAAAACAGAGGAGGGGCCCAAAUCCAGGAGGCUGGCCUUCCUGACUACAUGGAACAGGAGGGACCCAGACCCAGUGUGUCCGAUAGAGUUUCCCAUGAUUCUGCGUGAUUCACUGGAAGUGCUUUUCUUGAACGACAACCAGCUGGAGUGUGUUCCCCAAUCCGUGUGUGGUCUGCACAGCCUCACUGAGCUCUACCUCUCCAAUAAUCCUGGAAUCCGGGAGCUUCCCGCAGAGCUUGGUCAGCUCUCCAACCUGUGGCAGCUGGACAUUGAAGAUCUCAACAUUACUAAUGUCCCCAGGGAAAUAAGACAAGAAGGUCCUGCGUCUGUCCUGACUUUCCUCCGGGCACACCUUCGAAGGGCAGAGCCUUUUAAACUGCUGAAGAUGCUUGUGAUUGGUCCACCGAGGCAGGGGAAGACAACCCUUCUAGAGGCUCUGCAGACAGGCAGGGCAUCCCCCUUCACCCCAGCAGAAUGCAGCAUCUCCACCUCCACCUGGGAGCUGGACAAACCCAACAGAGGCAAAAAUAGCAAGGACUCUGUGGCUUUCAACGUGUGGGACAUCGGCGGUCAGGCCAGCAUGUCCACAGUGAACCAGUGUUUCUUCACUGAUAAGGCCCUGUACAUGGUGAUCUGGAACCUGGCUCUGGGAGAGGAGGCUGUGGCCAGCCUGCAGACAUGGCUGCUCAACAUAGAGGCACGAGCACCCAACUCUGCAGUGGUGGUUGUGGGAACACACUUGGAUCUCAUUAACACCAAAUUUCGCACUGAGAGGCUGGCCACGCUAAAAGCUUAUAUUCUGGCUCUUUGCCGAUCCCCGUCAGGGGCUCGAGCCAGCGGCUACCCUGAUAUAACCUGGAAACACCUGCAUGAAGUGUCCUGUAAAACCCUGGAGGGUUUGGAUGGGCUGAAGAAGCUGAUCUACCAGGUGGCUCUCUCCAUGAAGGACGGCAGCAGCACAGCCUGUGGGGGGAAGCUGCUGGGCAGACUGAUCCCCAAGAGCUACCUGACGCUACAGGAAGCAGUGGUAGCAGAGAAGCAGAGGAGAAAUGCUGAGGGAGAGGUCCAAUACCUAACUGAUGCCCAACUGGACCGUCUCAUUGAACAAAACCCAGGAAGUGACAUCAGGGACUAUGAGGACCUGCAGACCGAAUGCCUGGAGAGGAUCAUGCACCUUAAGUCCUCUCGCUCAGUAGCCAGGAAUGGAGUGAUCCGAGCUGAAGACCUCAGGAUGCUGUUAGUAGGAACAGGGUUCACCCAGCAGACAGAGGAACAGUAUUUCCAGUUUCUAGCCAAGUUUGAGAUUGCGCUUCCUGUGGGCAACAAAAGCUAUCUGCUGCCCCACCUCCUUCCCCCCAAGCCAGCCAUGGACAUCCAUGGCUUCCGCCAGCAGACCAGCAACACUCUACAGCGCCUCGUUAAGAUGAGCUUUGUUCCUGCUGGUUUUUGGGAGCGCUUCAUUGCCAGGAUGCUCAUCAGCCUCACAGAGAUGGACCUGCAGUCAUUUGAGCCCAAACGAAACAGCAGGGGCCGGCACAGCAGGAACUCUGUGAUCUACAGCUUUGCUGGCAGCCAGCAGAGGAAUCGUUGCAGCACCUUUAGGGUCAGACGAAGCCAGACAAUCUACUGGAAGGAGGGGCUGCUGGUCACUUUCGAUGGAGGAUAUCUCAGCGUGGAGUCAUCAGAUGUCAACUGGAAGAGGAGGAAGAGCGGAGGCAUAAAGAUAAUCUGCCAGUCGGAGAUGAGAGAUUUCUCUGCCAUGGCCUUCAUCACAGACCACGUCAACUCUCUGAUUGAGCAGUGGUUCCCUGCUUUGACGGCCAGUGAGAGCGAUGGGAGUCUUCUCAUAGAGCAGUACGCCCCCUGUCCCCUCUGUUCCUCACUGGGCCAACAGGAGCAGGCAGAGCCCCUAGAUGGCCGGUCAGGAAAGGUCAAAGAGGGAGGAGGAUGUGGGGUAGAUGACGGAGGAGGAGGAGAUGCAGGGGUUCAUUACUUUAACAUGGAGGACUGUGUGCUGGCUGCAGUGGAGAAGGAGUACAUCAUCUGUCCUCGGCACCCUGACCACCCAGUCACCCUCCAAGAGCUGGUCCCAGAACUCUUCAUGACUGACUUCCCUGCACGGCUCUUUUUGGAGAGGGCCCGGCUGGAGUUCUCUGAGGAGGAGGGUAACAUCCUUGGCCAAGGUGGCAGUGGGACCAUCAUCUACCGAGCUCGAUACUGUGACCAGCUGGUGGCCAUCAAACGCUUCCACUUGAAGAAGUGUCGUCAGCAGACCAUCAGCAGCAACACAGACACCAUGGUGAAACACCUGCAGUCUGCAGAUGCCUGUCGGAGCUUCUCUGAAUAUCGCCAGGAGGCCAGUAUGUUGCACUCUUUGCAGCAUCCUUGUAUUGUUUCUCUGGUGGGCAUCAGCAUCCAUCCCCUCUGCUUCGCCCUGCAGUUAGCCCCCCUGGGCAGCCUCAACACUGUUCUGGAGGAGAGGCGCAAAGGCUCCAGGUAUAUGCCCCUUGGUCACAUGCUAACGUUCAAAGUAGCCUAUCAGAUUGCAGUGGGUCUGGCUUACCUUCACAGGAAGAGCAUCAUCUUCUGUGAUCUCAAAUCUGAUAACAUUCUGGUGUGGUCUCUGGAGGUGCGGGAUCCAGUCAACAUUAAACUGUCUGACUAUGGCAUUUCUCGACAAUCCUUCCAUGAGGGAGCAUUGGGGGUUGAGGGCACACCCGGUUACCAGGCUCCCGAGGUCCGACCAGGCAUCGUGUAUGAUGAGAAGGUGGACAUGUUCUCCUAUGGCAUGGUCCUGUAUGAGCUGCUGUCUGGGCGGAGGCCAUCACUGGGAUACCACCAGCUUCAGAUAGUGAAGAAGCUCUCCAAAGGCAUCCGGCCAGUGCUAGGCAGUCCAGAAGAGGUUCAGUUCUACUGCCUCCAUAGCCUGCUGACUGAAUGCUGGGACACCAAGCCCGAGAAGAGGCCAGUGGCCAUGCAGUGCGUGAGGCAGAUGCAGGAGCCCAGCUUCCCCUGCCUCCAGUAUGUGUUAUCUUGUGACAGCCACUCGCAGCUCUUCCUGUCCCAGCAGCAGGGAUACAGCGCUGUGUUCUGGAACGGAGACAAGGACGACAGGAACUACAGUGUGGUGAAUGUGGAGAAGGGCCAGGUUGAGGUGAAGAGGAUGUCCUGUCCAGGCAGCAGGAUUAGCUGUCAGAUGAAGAUGGGUAACACUCUGUGGAUGGCCACUGAGGAUCAGGAGGUCUUCAUCUACAGCUUGAAGGACAUGUGCCCACUCAGUCAACCCCAGAAACAGUUCUCCUGUCCGGCCAUCAUCACCUGCCUGUUCCCUGUUCCAGCAAGAGAACCGAGCCUGGCCAGAAUGUUUGCUGGGAUGUCUGACGGCCUGGUGGCAGUGUACAGCUUGGUGGAAGACCUUCCUCUGGAGGGGGAGACCUACCUGUGUUCACACACCCUCAACAAGACAGUGUUUGGCCUGAAGGACUCAGAUCCCAGGCAGAGACCCUACCCCGUCAGGAGCAUGGCACUGGUCAGCAGUGGCUCCCAGAGCUAUAGCGAAUGGUUCAAUCGCUAG
This is a messenger RNA of Micropterus dolomieu (smallmouth bass), 5324 nucleotides long. It is a transcript of the gene lrrk1, whose product is annotated as leucine-rich repeat kinase 1. The coding region runs from base 231 to 5324 and encodes 1697 amino acids. Gene Ontology annotation, biological process: protein phosphorylation. Gene Ontology annotation, molecular function: protein binding; ATP binding; protein kinase activity. The transcript has 35 exons. The record is from RefSeq and is a predicted model, not a curated record. NCBI's taxonomy places the organism in Eukaryota, Metazoa, Chordata, Actinopteri, Centrarchiformes, Centrarchidae.